This is a messenger RNA of Arvicanthis niloticus (Nile rat), 10573 nucleotides long. It is a transcript of the gene Abl2, whose product is annotated as ABL proto-oncogene 2, non-receptor tyrosine kinase. The record is from RefSeq and is a predicted model, not a curated record. Gene Ontology annotation, molecular function: ATP binding; protein binding; non-membrane spanning protein tyrosine kinase activity. Lineage: Eukaryota; Metazoa; Chordata; Mammalia; Rodentia; Muridae. Gene Ontology annotation, biological process: protein phosphorylation.
AGUCUGUGAGUCGCUGGGAGGCAGCGCGGCAGCGCGGCAGCGGCUCUGAGGAGUCCGCGUGCGGAGCUGCCGGCAACUCCGGCCCGGAGGGCCUGGGUUUAGGCCGGAGAGGCCGAAGCGGCGCCAGGAGCUCCGAGGCCGGAGCAGAGGAGGAAUGUGAGCAGGGGUCGGCGGGGGCGCGGGAGUACGCGAGCGGCGGGAUGGGGCAGCAGGUGGGCCGCGUCGGGGAGGCUCCGGGGCUCCAGCAGCCGCAGCCGCGCGGGAUCCGGGGCAGCAGCGCAGCCAGGCCCUCGGGCCGCAGGCGGGACCCGGCGGGGCGUACCGCAGACGCCGGCUUCAACGUCUUCACUCAGCACGAUCACUUUGCCAGCUGUGUGGAGGAUGGAUUUGAGGGAGACAAGACUGGAGGCAGUAGUCCAGAAGUUUUGCACCGCCCGUUUGGCUGUGAUGCUGAAUCUCAGGCACUGAAUGAAGCUAUCAGGUGGAGCUCCAAGGAGAACUUGCUAGGAGCCACUGAGAGUGACCCUAAUCUCUUUGUUGCACUUUAUGACUUUGUGGCAAGUGGUGAUAACACACUCAGUAUCACUAAAGGUGAGAAGCUGCGAGUCCUUGGUUACAACCAGAAUGGUGAGUGGAGUGAAGUUCGCUCCAAGAAUGGACAGGGUUGGGUGCCCAGCAACUACAUCACUCCAGUGAACAGCCUGGAGAAGCACUCCUGGUACCAUGGGCCUGUGUCCCGCAGCGCCGCGGAGUAUCUCCUCAGCAGCCUGAUCAAUGGCAGCUUCCUGGUCCGAGAGAGCGAGAGCAGCCCUGGGCAGCUGUCCAUCUCGCUCAGGUAUGAGGGACGUGUUUAUCACUACAGGAUCAAUACCACUGCAGACAGCAAGGUGUACGUGACUGCUGAGAGCCGCUUUAACACCUUGGCCGAGCUUGUUCACCACCACUCCACAGUUGCUGAUGGGCUAGUGACCACGCUACACUACCCAGCACCGAAGUGCAACAAGCCAACCGUCUAUGGCGUGUCUCCUAUCCAUGACAAGUGGGAAAUGGAGCGAACAGAUAUCACCAUGAAGCACAAACUUGGGGGCGGUCAGUAUGGAGAGGUUUAUGUUGGCGUCUGGAAGAAAUACAGCCUCACAGUUGCUGUGAAAACACUAAAGGAAGAUACCAUGGAGGUAGAGGAGUUUCUGAAGGAAGCUGCAGUGAUGAAGGAAAUCAAGCAUCCUAAUUUAGUACAACUGUUAGGUGUGUGUACCCUGGAGCCGCCGUUUUACAUUGUGACCGAGUACAUGCCAUAUGGGAAUCUGCUUGACUAUCUCCGGGAGUGCAGCCGUGAGGAGGUAACUGCCGUUGUGCUGCUUUACAUGGCCACUCAGAUCUCCUCUGCCAUGGAGUAUUUGGAGAAGAAGAACUUCAUCCAUAGAGACCUUGCUGCACGGAACUGCCUAGUGGGAGAGAACCAUGUGGUGAAAGUGGCUGACUUUGGUUUAAGUAGACUGAUGACUGGAGAUACCUACACUGCUCAUGCUGGAGCCAAAUUCCCUAUUAAAUGGACAGCGCCUGAGAGUCUGGCCUACAAUACCUUUUCAAUUAAAUCUGACGUUUGGGCUUUUGGAGUACUGUUGUGGGAAAUUGCUACGUAUGGAAUGUCACCAUAUCCAGGUAUUGACCUAUCUCAAGUCUAUGACCUACUGGAAAAAGGAUAUCGAAUGGAACAGCCUGAGGGAUGCCCCCCUAAAGUGUAUGAACUUAUGAGAGCAUGCUGGAAGUGGAGCCCUGCUGACAGGCCCUCUUUUGCUGAAACCCAUCAAGCUUUUGAAACAAUGUUCCAUGAUUCCAGCAUCUCUGAAGAGGUAGCUGAGGAGCUUGGAAGAACUGCCUCUUCCUCAUCUGUGGUUCCAUACCUGCCUCGAUUACCGCUACUUCCUUCCAAGACGAGGACCCUGAAGAAGCAGGGGGAGAACAAAGAGAACCUAGAUGGGGCCCUUGAUGUCUCUGAGAGCCUGGCCUCCAGCUCAGCACCAGGGUUCAUUAGAAGCACACAGGCCUCCAGUGGGUCCCCAGCUCUGCCUCGAAAGCAAAGAGAUAAGUCACCCAGCAGCCUCUUAGAAGAUGCCAAAGAGACAUGCUUCACUAGGGAUAGGAAGGGAGGCUUCUUCAGCUCCUUCAUGAAAAAGAGAAACGCCCCCACACCCCCUAAGCGCAGCAGCUCCUUUCGAGAAAUGGAGAACCAGCCCCACAAGAAAUAUGAACUCACGGGUAACUUCUCACCUGUUGCUUCUCUACAGCAUGCUGAUGGGUUCUCUUUCACUCCCGGCCAGCAAGAGUCGAAUCUGGUGCCAGCCAAGUGCUAUGGGGGGAGCUUUGCACAGAGGAACCUCUGUGGUGAUGAUGACAGUGGCGGGGGUGGGGGCAGUGGCACUGCUGGGGGUGGGUGGUCUGGUAUCACAGGCUUCUUUACACCUCGAUUAAUCAAAAAGACACUGGGCUUGCGAGCAGGUAAACCGGCAGCCAGUGAUGACACUUCCAAGCCUUUUCCAAGGUCAAACUCUACAUCUUCCAUGUCCUCAGGGCUUCCAGAGCAGGAUAGGAUGGCAAUGACCCUUCCCAGGAACUGCCAGAGGUCCAAACUCCAGCUGGAAAGGACAGUGUCCACCUCUUCUCAACCAGAAGAGAAUGUGGACAGGGCUAAUGAUAUGCUUCCAAAAAAAUCUGAGGAAGGUGCUGCUCCAGCCAGGGAGAGACCAAAAGCCAAACUAUUGCCCAGAGGAGCCACGGCUCUUCCCCUGAGAGCCCCUGAUCCAGCCAUCACAGAGAGUGACUCUCCAGGGGUAGGGGCGGCUGGAGUGGCAGCUGCCCCCAAAGGCAAGGAAAGGAAUGGUGGGACGCGACUUGGAGUCGCUGGAGUCCCAGAGGAUGGGGAGCAGCCAGGCUGGUCUUCUCCAGCCAAGGCUGUAGCUGUCCUCCCAACCACUCACAACCACAAAGUGCCAGUCCUUAUCUCACCCACUCUGAAACACACGCCAGCUGACGUGCAGCUCAUUGGCACAGACUCUCAGGGGAACAAAUUCAAGCUCUUAUCUGAGCAUCAGGUCACAUCCUCUGGAGACAAGGACCGACCCCGACGGGUAAAACCAAAGUGUGCCCCACCCCCACCACCAGUAAUGAGACUACUGCAGCAUCCGUCCCCAUGCUCAGAACCCGAGGAAGAGCCAACUGCCCCACCUGCAGGACAGCACACUCCAGAAACCCAGGAGGGAGGAAAAAAGGCAGCUCCAGGCCCAGUGCCCAGUAGUGGGAAACCUGGGAGGCCAGUCAUGCCUCCACCUCAAGUGCCUUUGCCCACAUCUUCCAUCUCGCCAGCCAAAAUGGCCAAUGGCACAGCAGGUACUAAGGUGGCCCUGAGAAAAACCAAACAGGCAGCUGAGAAAAUCUCAGCUGACAAAAUCAGCAAAGAGGCCCUGCUGGAGUGUGCCGACCUACUGUCCAAUGCAAUCACGGAACCUGUGCCCAAUAGCCAACUGGUAGACACUGGGCACCAGCUGCUCGACUACUGCUCAGGGUAUGUGGACUGCAUCCCUCAGACUCGCAACAAAUUUGCCUUCCGAGAGGCUGUGAGCAAACUGGAACUUAGCUUACAGGAGCUGCAGGUGUCUUCCACAGCUGCUGGUGUGCCUGGGACAAAUCCUGUCCUUAAUAACUUAUUGUCAUGUGUACAGGAAAUUAGCGAUGUGGUGCAGAGGUAGCCAUUGUCAGCCUAGUGGGGAAAUGCACACAUUCUGAGGGGAGAGGGAAAGGGACUCGUUUUCCUGUGUUCUCAUUCUCAAAAAGUGAAAGACUGAUACUUGAGUGUGUUUAUGUGAAGUACCUCAGAUCCCUGAGUUCUCACGUUUACAGGUUCAUCUCAAAACAGCAGAAAGAAAAUCACAUAAGUAGGUAAAAAGUCAGUUUGCUGGAGCAGGACAGUGUGGAUAGAGUUGGAAACUGCACUGGAAGAUAAGGGAGCAUCAUGUAUAUGUCACAGAAGUGUGCAGCCCUCCCUGUCUGGCGUGGCCUGUGGCCUCCAUUGGGCUGUCUCAGUUGUGCUGUACCACAAAACAGGCCUUGACCUGGCAGGUCCUGGGGGUUAUCUCACGUUUCAGUUCACUCUGCAAAUCUGGAGAACAGGAGAAAGCAGUGUGAGGGUUGUAGCAGGAGGUGUUUUAGUCAAGGCUGGUGGAAUCGGCUGUGGGUCUUGCUUCCAUGGUCUUUGCUGUUGUAGCAAGAACUGCAAAUUAGACUACCAGAGUACUCAACUGGGAAGCGUGGCCCUUUCCAUCUGCUCUGCCCUUUUACCAUGGGCGUGUCAGUUGGUGCACAAAGUCCAGAAUGCAGGAUAAGUUUAGUCAGGUGGACCUGCAAGCUCUCAUGCUGGUUAGCAGUCACUUCUUCCACUCUUCUGGCAUGCUGCUUGCUAAUGGGCCAGUAUCCACCUGCUACUUGUUGGUAGCUGUCUGUAAGCCAUGGGCAUAGGGGUGGUCUUAGUUCUCUGUCCUUUGUCGGGCAGUCUGUCUUCCUUCAUUCCUGGCAGCAUACUGGGCAUUACCCAGCAUCAAAGUUGAAAACAGUGCUCACUGCAGGUUCUCGUAUGCCCCCAAACACUGACACUACGGCCGCUUGAGCAGCUAUACGUAUGCUUUAGUUCAUUAAAACACCAAGCAGAUGCAGUACCUUUUUGAAACUGUGGCUGGCUUGGGGACCUGAGACUGAGCUUGUUCAGUCCACAUGCUGUUUGUACCUUUCCCUCCUUAUACCAUCUGUGUGGACAUAAGGGAAGCUGUUUUCACUGAGGGCUUGCCUCCACAGUAUUUCUCAUGUUCUUUUUCUUUGCUUACAUAUCAUCCCUAACUCCUUGUUGCACUUGGAGUUAGUGUUGGAAAUAUACUUUAUUUUCUCCUUUCAUCUCUAUUUUAAGAGUACAUAAUAGGAGAAGUUGGGUUAUUUUCAGGGAGCACCAAUUAGGCCCAGAAACCUAAGGUUUAACCUGAGAAUCGGUUUUGCCCUUCCCUAAUUACAGUUAUGGGAGCUAACAGAGUUACAUGGAACAGAACAGGUUAACAUUACUGAUGGUUUUGGUGUUGGGUCUAAUUCCAUUUCUGAUUUUUUUUUUUUUUUAAACUCUGUGAACACCCCUUUCAUUCUUCAAAGAGAACCAAUACAAAAUACAGUGAUUUUCCUUCUUCCAUAGGAAUAUUAAUGUAGGAAGAUGGGAACUGAGCACUAAGCAGUGUUUUCUUCCUGACUCACUGAUCUGCUGUCAAGUUGCUGCCCUGUCUUCUGAUCUAUUCAUUGAAGGCAGUAGCCCACAUUCUCAAGAGUGUUUUGCAGACUUAAUCUACCGCUCCCUCCCGCUGAGAGGCUCUCUGGGAAGCUCUUCAUUUAAUGUUGGGUCCUUGGGUCGCUUUUCAUUCUCUUUGCUGAAUCACAAAUAAGAAACUUUUGAACUACUGUUCUUACAGAAUGGGGCCAGAAUCCUAAGGGGAAACUAUUUCAAGUUGCAUAUGACAUCCUUGACCAAGGAAGAAAUUUAGUUUUCAAUUAGAAAAAGGAAAUUUGGAUGCCCGCCAUUGCUGCUCCAGAGAAGCUCAGGGUAAGAGGAGGAGGCUUGGGAUAAAGGAGGCAGCCCUGCAGUGGUAGUGUGUUCCCACAGCUGCAGCCAGGCAGCUAGGUUUCAGGUUAAUGCCCUGGAGUCACUGAAGAGAAUUCCCCCACCUUGUCGGCCACCAUUCUCCACAUUUUAGGAUUUAUAGGCUGCACCUAUAAACGUGAAUUAUUCUAGCAGUUAGCUUUGUGCGGUGGGGAGGAGGAAGUGAAAACUUGAGGAGGGCAUUCUUAAUGCUGCUUAAUGUAAUGCCGUCACCGCCGCCGCCGCCGCCACCACCGAAGUGGGAUGUCUUAAGGGAUGGUGGUGGUUUUGAGUUUGGGUCUCGUUUUUUUGUUUGUUUGUUUGUUUGUUGUUGGUUUUCCCUUCAGAGUCUGAAAAUAGGCUUCGAGAAACACUACUGAGUCCCUUGGCUGUUGCUUUUCUUAUUCUGAGGUGCUGAGUCAAGACCAUGUCUCACUCAAGCAUCUGCCCUGCUCACAGUGCUCAUCGCUGACUCCGUGAGUUGAGUUGACUUUUCUCUCCACACUGUUAUGAGUAACAUUAAGUGUUGUAGCACACUUUCUCCACAUGAUGCAUGAACUGUGUACUUUUCAGGGAUUGAGGCCUCAGGCCACAGAGGCACUGUCAACUUGCUUGGAAGAAUUAUUUACGUUUAUCUUGUGUCUACCUGCAAGGGACCAGCUUAAGAAAACAAAACAAAAAGUUUGAAUCUGAAGCAGCUUUUAGAAACUAAACAUGUAAUUAAUUAUGUAGCCUAAAAACAAAGCAGAGAGCAAGAGAGAGGGCUCUUGUGGUUGGUUCUGGCAACUCCUAAAGCCAUUUGACUGACCUAUGCAGAUCUUUGCAUUGCCACUGCUUGAUUACCUUCAUACACAGGUCUUGUGAUUUUAGUUGGAUUGCCCACCUUCAAAUGCAGUGUUUUUGUAUUGAAUAUAUCCUAAUUAUGCUUUACAGGAAGCUUUUCUUUUUAAAGGGUACAAUUAUAUUGUACAUUUUCAGGUGAGUUCCAUCAUGAUAUUCAGAGAGAGAGAGAGACCUUAAAAUUGUCUUUUGUAUAAGAUGUAUUUUGCAGUGAGAUGGACUGAAUGGAACAUGAUACACCAAGCUUUGAUCUGGCAUGUAAGAAACUGAUUUGGUCAUUUUCAGGAUGGCCUUUGUAAAAGGUCAUCAUAGUGGAUUGGAGACUAGUUUCCGGCCUCAUUUUAAGGUUUAAUUUAAAAAUGUUCCUAUUUAAAUCCUACUUAAAGUCCUCCUUAGUUGACAGUUGGCUAGUAAAAUCAUUUCCUGCUAAUGAAGACAGUGGUUUUUAAGCUUAGGGGUAUAGCAUUACCUAUAGUGUGAGGUGAUGUUUAUAGGAUGUAGCUCAGGUGCCCGGUGCAGUGACUACUCCAUGCAUGUUAGCUCCAUGCAGUAUUAACUCCUAACCCGGGAGCGCACAAAAAUCCUUUAGAGGUUUUUAAAGGAAAACUGAUGAAUUAGCCCCGCUUUGUUGGAAUUCCUGGUGGGAUGAGAGACUAGUUAGUGUACUUUCCAAGAUCUUAUCCAGGUUUCAAAAACUCCCCACUGAACACUGUACAGAAGAGGAGACUGGAGAGGACAGUUGUCACUAGUCCAUAUCUUAGAGCAGUUAAUGGCAGAGCUGAGGCUAGAAUUCAGGAGUCCUGACAUUUUGGCAUCUCUCCACAACCUGCUGCCUUGUGAGAUGCUCAAUUAGACAAUCGGUAUACAUGGCGCUGCACGCUUCUAAAGCACAGACCCUGGCAGGCCCUGGCCAGGCAGGGCUGCACAAGCCUUUAGUAGUACUCUGCUCUGAAGAGAACCUAGCACUGUUCUUCUAGACCUCAGGCACACAUAGAGCUCUGCACUUUGUAGUUGAAGAAUGUCAGCUUGGGUUGUUUAAAAACAAAAAGGAAAAAGAUCGGGGGAAAAAAAAACCUAGUCCUACACUCCCUUUUAUUCAAAAAGAAAUGUGUUCAGUGUCAUUUUAAUGCAUGUGAGGUAGUGUAUUUGAAAGCACCUUAAGAGAUUAAAUGCAUUCAGCCGUAAAGCUGAAUUAUGAAUGUCUGUAGAGGAUAAGCAGACCUGGACCUGCAGCUAGAGACUCACCACCUCUGUCGUUUGUUACCGACGUACAUAAAAAACUGCUAAAUGAGCAUGUGAAGAUACAGCCCAUGUUUGCUAAUAGUUCAGAGCUGAACAAUUUAAGAAAAUUAGGGGCCAAGUUUUUGGUUUAAUUCUCAACUUUAAGAAGUAGUCAAGUGGCAGCAUGUAAUCCAGCAGUAAAGAAGUUAAGGCAGGUUCUAGACCAGCCUCGCCUACAGAAUGAGACUCAAAGGAGGAAUAGAUUGCAACUCCCUUUGGAGCCAGUAGCUCUUCCAGGCCCUUGAUUGGGAGAUGAAGGCCCUCUUCCUCUUGAGCAGUCGUCUGCUGCAUGCUCUGCUCUUGGUGUCCUUACUGUGAGGGAGCACACUCAUUUCCUGUUCAUGUUGACACUUUCUUUUUAAAGCUAAUGUCUUGGGGUGGGGGGAGCAUUGGGGGUAGAAGACUGAUGUACUUGAGGAAUUUCUAGAAUGUUCUACCAGUUAUAAAUGCCAUUGGCACUUAUCAUCACUCUUUUAAAUAAAAAGUAGCUGAGCUUAACUCGCCUAUUAUAUCCAAGUAACUCAUGUGGAGGCAGCUUACACAUAGCCGCACUCUAGCUGUCCCUCCCCCACCUCCCAUAUUUUUCCACCUUUACUAGUGAUGCCUUUUUCAUUAGGCUAUGUCUUCAGGGGAGUUGGUAUAGUGUUGAUAGAAUCAUCUUUAUUUCUGUUCUCAGUGAUCUGUGUCAUGCAUUAACUUGCUUCAUCUGAAUCUGCAUACAUCUUUGUGCCCUCAGCAUCUUCUGUCCCCAGGACUUUCUAUAUUUCUUGUCAGCUGCUUUAGCGUUGUCAAGUUGGGAGCCUAGUUCUUUAAGAAUGCCUGUUUCUGUUUGGAUUUUGUAGGCAUGCAGAGGCCUAGAUCAAGGCAGUUCCAAGAAAACCUGUGCAGACUGACUGAGGUAGCCUAGGGCUUCCUUUGGCUCCCAUGCUGCCAUUACCUCUGAGGCAGAGACGAGACCUUGGGAUGGUCCUAAAAUUUGGUCUACUCCCAAGUCUAGUGCAUAGAGUUGCAGCUUUCCAGCCUAGGAAGGAGUCAGUAGUGCUUAGUAGAGGUUCUGUCCCCUGUGCUGAGCAGCACAGCACAGUGACAUAACUACACUGAGGAGGCUGGUUCAGCUCACUCUACUCCCUUGCCACGUGUUUGUGUUCUAUCUUGACUGUGUGAUGGCAACUCUCCUUUUUUGGACUAGCUCCCUAGGUGCCCCAGGAGGACCCUAAAUGAGAUCUGGACAGUUGAUCUUGAUUAGAAACUGACAGAAGUCAUCCUCAGAGACUUGUACCAUCGAAGAUGAGCUCCCGUGUAUUGCUGGGAGAAACACUUGCCUGCUGGGCUGGUGAGCGUAACUGUUGAACUAGAGCUCAGUUUCUGUUGGUUCAGAUUUGAGCGUAACUGUUGAACUAGAGCUCAGUUUCUGUUGGUUCAGAUUCUCCACUCCUCUCCGCACACUGGCAGAUUGCUGUUGUAUUUUCUGUUCACGAUCCUGUGUGAUAUGCUGAGGGAAGGAGGCCCUUCUGGACCAGCCUCUGCCUCCACACAUGUACACCUAUAUAUCUGAGAAUGUUUACCCCUCCUAGAUAAUAAUACUCUUUAUUUCCCUGGUACCAGUAAACAAGAACAUAGCAGAACCCUGUUAGCCAGAGAGGACAGGAGAGAGGCACACUGACUGGAUCUGCAAAGCUGCCAUCUAAAGAUAAAGUAUGUCCACUUGUUCUCGGACCUUGAAAAGAGUAGGGCUGUUGUAGAGUCCUGCGUGGAUUAACCCUUUAGGACAUGGAAGAGGCAUUGUCAGAGCUAACAGGGUAGUAAAAGGGAAUGGGGAGAGCUCUGUGGGUGGAGCUUGCUUUCCUAGGUUUGCUUCUGAGUUCCUGAACUGCAGUUUAACAUCUUGUUUUUAGCAACCAUAUAAUUUAGGACUAGUGGAACUUACUUCAUAAAAAUUUCACAUACCUAGGUUCCUAAUUUUCAGCAGAUAUAAAGUGGCACGUCUCUUGUUGCGUCAAGGGGCACUGCAGGGGUUGUAGUGCCCAGGACCACUAUUAGUUCCCACAUUAUCUUUUGAUAUUCUUAAGACCCAUACUGUGUUGUGAUUGACAAGGGCCAUGUGAACGUGCGUUCUUGAUCUCGAUGGCCAGCUUCCACCGUGCUCCAUCCUGAGAACCGUUUGCUGAGACCUUGAGAAAUGAUCUUUAGGAAAAUGAGGAUUCAGAAACUGAGGGAAGGGGAGGUGCUCCCUGCAGCUCCUUAUCACCUCUCUGAGGUCAGAGGCAGUGGCUGGUGAGCACAUUGCACACACAAACCCCUUCCUUGUAGACCCUGCACUUCCUCUCCUUUGCAAUCUGAUUCUGUAAUGACUGACUAUCAGUGGAGCUGCCCUGACUUUGUGUUUGCUUGAUAAAAGUAAAUUUGAACAUUUUGUGGUGGUUAAUAGAACUUUGUCCUAAAACUUGCUAAUUCAGACUCUUUAAAACUCUAAUGUUUAUACCAAAGGUUACACUGCAGGUGUAGGUGGUACACAGAGAGUGACACCCACAGCGGGCACUGUGUGCACUGCUAAGGGGACACAGUGCCCAGUGAGACCAUAUGGGAUUUCACUAAAACACAUCAGUCAUGGGUCACACUACCACUGUUGUCAAGUAUUUGUUCUUAAUUGUUAUUGUAAUAUAUUUUCAAUUGUUUUUCUAAUUUAAUUUUCUCACUCUGUUGUCUGACUGUGAACUGCUAACAGUGUUAAAAACUUGAUGUAAAUAAAUGAUGCCCCUGGCAGGGACUGCUUUCUGCCAUGUCUCA